Histoplasma capsulatum G186AR is the source of this 1024-nucleotide messenger RNA. RefSeq names its product glutamine amidotransferase subunit pdxT. The record is from RefSeq and is a predicted model, not a curated record. Gene Ontology annotation, biological process: pyridoxal 5'-phosphate biosynthetic process; pyridoxine metabolic process. The coding region runs from base 1 to 840 and encodes 279 amino acids. The transcript has 2 exons. Lineage: Eukaryota; Fungi; Ascomycota; Eurotiomycetes; Onygenales; Ajellomycetaceae. Gene Ontology annotation, molecular function: glutaminase activity. Gene Ontology annotation, cellular component: glutaminase complex; cytosol.
AUGACGAUUACUGUGGGAGUUCUGGCCCUCCAAGGCGCUUUCUACGAACAUUUGAAACUCCUACGUAAGGCUGCAGCAAGCCUGUCGCCGAACGAACCCCAAAAAUGGAAUUUUAUUGAAGUUCGCACCCCGACGGAACUCGAACGAUGCGACGGCUUGAUCAUUCCCGGCGGGGAGAGCACUACCAUCUCCCUGGUUGCUGCUCGGUCGCAAUUACUCGAGCCGUUGAGAGACUUUGUUAAAUUCCACCGUCGGCCAACGUGGGGAACUUGCGCCGGAUUGAUCUUACUCGCCGAGUCGGCCAAUCGGACAAAGGAGGGUGGCCAGGAACUCAUUGGAGGCCUGGAUGUGCGCGUAAAUAGGAACCAUUUCGGCAGGCAGACGGAGAGCUUUCAGACCCCGUUGAAUUUACCCUUCUUGGCCGAAGGACGCCUGAAAAGCGAAGUUUCUGAUCAAGCGACGACUUUCAUGGGUGUGUUUAUCCGAGCUCCCGUCGUGGAGAAGGUACUCCCAUUCGUCAAUGACAUCCAGGUUGAGGAGCAGAAGCGGGAGGGGACAAUAGUGGCGCCCUCACGCCAUCCAAGGGAUCCAGUGGCACGGAAGGCAAUUAGUCACCAUGUUGAUGUGUUGGCAACGCUGCCGGGCAGGGCAGCUAAGCUUGCUGGGACGGGCGCAGACAUCCAUUCCGAGACGGAUGCGGGAGACAUUGUUGCAGUGAAACAAGGCAAUGUUUUUGGCACCAGUUUCCAUCCCGAAUUGACGGAUGAUCCCAGAAUCCAUGCCUGGUGGUUGCAACAGGUUGAGCAGGCGGUGUUAAAAUCGCGUGCCUCCCAGCAAUAAUGAAUGAAUGACAGUCGCAUGCGAAGAUGGCGGCUUCAACAACAAAUGAGAUACCCUACAUGAUGGAUUUCAUGGAUCUGUUCGAAUAUCUGAUAGAAAAAUCCCCCUUCACAUUGUGUACAUAGAAUAAUGUAGAGAUAACGCCGAUAUUUGCGCCACGAUAUUCCGACUCAGCCCACAAUUA